UCCAUUGCUUAAGCUUAGUAAAUUACUAUUUUGCACAGGAAGAUUUGUUUGUAAUGGUUUACAUUUCAGAUAUAUUUUUCUCCUCAAAAUGCUGUAUAAAUAUCUGAUGCGGGCCAUUGUCUGAUCGACUGAUUUGUCUUCUGUAUUCAUCUAAGGUUUCCGGUAGAGUCUGAGAGUUUCUUCUGACAUUCAUCUGACCAGAAAAACAAGAUCAAGGCCACUCAUUGUGCUAGUCUUUUUCAGCAUCCAGUGAAUAAUUUCUCUAGAAACAGACAGUAUUUGAAGUUGGAGAGGACUAAACAACCCAGCAGAAGCUUGAUUUGUUCAGUUGCAACAGAAAGACCACUAAACCAGGUUGAAAAAUCCAAAAUGGAAACUCCAAGAGAGAUAUUUCUGAAGGAUUACAAGUUGCCAGAUUACUACUUUCAUACAGUCAAUUUGAAGUUUUCUCUAGGCGAGGAUAAAACAAUUAUUUGCUCAGAAAUAACCGUUUUCCCCAGAGAGGAAGGUACUGCUUCACCCUUGGUCUUGGAUGGGCAAGAUUUAAAGCUACUAUCUAUUAAAGUUAAUGGAGAAGAAUUGAAGGGAGAAGAUUUCCACUUGGACUCACGCCAUCUAACAGUUCUGUCACCACCAAGGAGUAACAAAUUCACACUGGAAAUUGUUACUGAGAUAUAUCCCCAGAACAACACAUCAUUAGAGGGACUUUACAAGUCCUCUGGGAACUUCUGCACACAGUGUGAAGCAGAGGGCUUCCGAAAAAUUACAUUUUAUCAGGAUCGCCCCGAUAUCAUGGCGAUAUACACUUGUCGUAUUGAAGCUGAUAAGACCCUGUAUCCUGUGUUGUUAUCUAAUGGGAAUCUUAUAGAGAAAGGAGACCUUGAGGGUGGAAGACAUUAUGCUAUUUGGGAGGAUCCCUUCAAGAAGCCAUGCUACUUGUUUGCCUUGGUUGCUGGUCAAUUGGAGAGCAGAGAUGACACAUUUAUUACUCGUUCAGGCCGAAAGGUGUCUUUGAGGAUUUGGACUCCAGUGCAAGACCUGCCAAAGACUGUCCAUGCUAUGUAUUCCCUUAAGGCUGCUAUGAAAUGGGAUGAGGAUGUUUUUGGUCUUGAGUAUGACCUUGAUCUCUUCAACAUUGUCGCUGUUCCUGAUUUCAACAUGGGAGCCAUGGAAAAUAAGAGUCUAAAUAUAUUCAACUCAAAGCUUGUCUUGGCUUCUCCUGAAACUGCUACAGAUGCAGAUUAUGCUGCAAUUUUGGGAGUUAUUGGUCAUGAGUACUUUCAUAAUUGGACUGGUAACAGAGUUACAUGUCGUGACUGGUUCCAGCUCAGCCUAAAGGAAGGUCUGACAGUCUUUCGAGAUCAGGAAUUUUCAUCUGACAUGGGUAGUCGUACAGUUAAGCGUAUAGCAGAUGUUUCAAAGCUUCGCACUUACCAGUUCCCUCAGGAUGCUGGUCCUAUGUCUCAUCCUGUAAGGCCACAUUCAUAUAUCAAGAUGGACAAUUUCUACACCGUGACGGUGUACGAGAAGGGUGCUGAAGUUGUCAGGAUGUACAAAACCUUGUUGGGGAGUCAUGGAUUUCGAAAAGGCAUGGACCUUUAUUUUAAGAGGCAUGAUGGCCAAGCUGUGACUUGUGAAGACUUUUUUGCUGCCAUGUGUGAUGCAAAUGGUGCAAACCUCUCUAAUUUCUUAUUAUGGUACUCUCAAGCGGGGACACCUCUUUUUAAAGUUACUUCAUCUUAUGAUGCUGAAUCAAAGGCUUAUUCCUUGAAGUUCAGUCAAGAGGUGCCACCAACCCCUGGGCAACCGGUGAAGGAGCCAAUGUUCAUUCCUGUGGCACUAGGUCUGCUCAACUCAAAAGGGAAGGAUAUACCUCUCAGCUCUGUAUAUCAUGAAGGGAUGCUACAAUCAAUAGAAAAGAAUGGUGAACCUGUGUACACUACAGUUCUUCAAGUAAAAAAGAAGGAAGAAGAAUUUGUGUUCUCUGAUAUAUCCGAGCGACCAAUACCAUCUCUCUUGCGUGGUUAUAGUGCUCCUGUCCGUCUGGAAUCAGAUCUCACUGACAGCGAUCUAUUCUUCCUACUUGCCCAUGAUUCGGAUGAGUUUAAUCGUUGGGAAGCAGGGCAGGUAUUGGCAAGGAAGCUGAUGCUCAGCUUAGUUGCUGAUUACCAGCAAAACAAAUCAUUGGUUCUGAAUCCAAAGUUUGUGCACGGUAUCAAAAGCAUACUUUGUGAUUUGAGCUUGGAUAAGGAAUUCAUCGCCAAGGCAAUAACUUUGCCUGGUGAAGGGGAAAUCAUGGAUAUGAUGGAGGUUGCAGAUCCCGAUGCUGUACAUGCAGUUCGAUCUUUCAUCAGGAAGCAGCUUGCGUCAGAACUGAAAGCAGAAUUGCUCAGCACAGUCCAAAACAACAGAAGCUCGGAAUCUUAUGUGUUUAACCAUCCUAAUAUGGCCAGGCGUGCUUUGAAAAAUGUUGCCCUUGCCUAUCUUGCUUCUCUUGAAGAUACAGAAUUCACUGAGCUUGCAUUGCACGAGUAUAAAUCUGCUACGAACCUGACUGAACAGUUUGCAGCUCUGGCAGCCAUAGCACAGAAUCCUGGUAAAACCCGAGAGGAGGUUCUGGGUGACUUCUAUUCUAAGUGGCAGGAUGACUUUUUGGUUGUGAACAAAUGGUUUGCUCUUCAAGCCAUGUCAGACAUUCCUGGAAAUGUUGAGAAUGUUGGGAAACUCUUGAAACAUCCUGCCUUUGACAUGCGCAAUCCAAACAAAGUGUACUCUCUCAUUGGAGGAUUCUGUGGAUCGCCUGUGAAUUUCCAUGCAAAGGAUGGCUCUGGCUACAAAUUCAUGGGAGAAAUUGUAGUGCAGCUAGACAAAAUAAACCCGCGGGUGGCAUCCCGCAUGGUGUCGGCCUUCUCAAGAUGGAGGCGUUAUGAUCAGACUAGGCAAAGUCUUGCCAAGGCACAGCUGGAGAUGAUAAUGUCAACCAAUGGACUGUCAGAGAACGUGUUUGAGAUUGCAUCUAAAAGCUUAGCUGCAUAAAUGUGUUGCCAAAUAUUGUCAUGUAGAGAUACACAUAUUCGGGAAGACGUAUCUUGAGACUGGGUUGAUCAACAUAGAUGCAUAAAUGUGUUGUAACAGAAACUGUCAUAUAUAUGUUUUUUUUUUUUUUGAAAGACAGAAACUGUCAGAUUGGAACUACGUAUGUUCUGGCUUGUGCGUUAUGGUACACUGCACAAAACGGAUUGUAGAUGGGUUUGCUUUUGCAGAUUUUAUCCAGAUUUUGGUUUGUAA
Messenger RNA from Nelumbo nucifera (sacred lotus), 3288 nucleotides. RefSeq names its product puromycin-sensitive aminopeptidase-like. Gene Ontology annotation, molecular function: metallopeptidase activity; zinc ion binding. Gene Ontology annotation, biological process: proteolysis. NCBI's taxonomy places the organism in Eukaryota, Viridiplantae, Streptophyta, Magnoliopsida, Proteales, Nelumbonaceae. The record is from RefSeq and is a predicted model, not a curated record. Gene Ontology annotation, cellular component: chloroplast.